AAAUAACUAAACUUCUAAAGAACAUGAUGACAUAAUUCACUUUAACAUAUUUAACUGAAUAUACUUGAAAUAUUCGCGGUUUUCACAAACUUAUUUUACGCUGAAUUCUGAGUGGAUGGAUGUGAAUGUAUCAGAGUGAUCAUGCGAGAGGACUGCAAUUUUCGCGGUGACCACUGGGCAUCAGUCGCGGGCACUAUUGUGUUGACCGUCACCCUGGGCUUGUAUAUAGUGGGCUUCUUCUCAGGUAGUUGGGCAUACGGGGUGCUUGUGUCAUCAGAGGUCAGUGUAGAGGUGAACCUGGGCCUGUGGACAGUCUGUGGUUGCGAGGUCCGGACUGACGGGCUGAACAUCUGCACGUGUACCAGUAUCGAGGAAGGGCACCUUGGGAUUACUUUGGAAGUAUGGCACAAUGCGGUGCGGAUUUUCGCUGCUGUGUCCCUGAGUCUUUUGGUGUUCGCGAUGGUGACAACUUUCAUCUUCAUAUGCUGGAAACCACGGCCAAAGAUGAGAGUGAUGACCAUUGUGCUAGUGAUCGCUGCAGGAAGCCUCUCACUUGCAAGUAUCAUCGUGUUUCCAGUAAAACUGCUCGAGGACAAGUCCCCAAUAAACUGGACACUGGGGUAUUCCUACGUCCUGGUCGUCUUUGCCACGGGCGCGUGUUUGCUGAUGUUGGCGCCCUUGUUCAUAAUAGGCCAUGUGCGGACACUUGUGGUUAAGGAUAAACAAGAACAGUAGAAGUCUGUGGGUGACAUAUUAGAGAUGUUGCAAAACACUUAUUGUAUGGUGUGUACAAGAACACAUUACAGAGAUUUUUUCAAACGAGUUUUAAUCAACUGCAACUUAAACGGGCAAAAAGCUACAAGUAGAAGUGCAUGUCAGGUUUCAAUACCCUCGGCUGCUUAACAUUUAUCAACGGUGUUGCACUGUUGGCGUUCGCCCCGAGGAGUUCGAAAUCAGAUAGAGCUUGUAGGUUUAAAGCAGAUCUUUUAGACUCAGAUACUAGUAAACCAUUUAAGUUGAGGAUUGAUCACAUUUUCUUGCUUGUAUUCUGUUAGAACGCAGUAUGGCAGGAAUGCAAAUUUCAUUUCCAUGACGAGCAAAAACGCAAAAACAGUAACGAUCAAAACCUCUGUUUAUAUUUUAAACAAGGCACUCCAAAGGACGGCAUUAUCACCCGCCAUUGUUUUUUAGUAUAUUUUGUUUUUCUCGCAACCUGAUUGGUACGUUGAAUCUGACCAAAAUUGUACACAACCACGGGUCAAGAGUGGGAAUAUAGGAAAUACAAGUUGUUUGAUCGGUAACCUAAAUAUUCUAUAUAUAUGAACAUAUUAUAAAAGGAUAUUUGUUAAAGUUAUUCAUAUUGUGUGUAGUGUAGGUAAGAUCAAUGUCAAGGUUUUGGCUAAAAAAAAGAAGGAAAAUGA
Messenger RNA from Mya arenaria, 1421 nucleotides. RefSeq lists its product as uncharacterized. Bases 142 to 735 code for a protein of 197 amino acids. The transcript is spliced from 3 exons. Lineage: Eukaryota; Metazoa; Mollusca; Bivalvia; Myida; Myidae. The record is from RefSeq and is a predicted model, not a curated record.